UUAACACAUUGUUGGUCACCGGACCGGUCACGAGUUAACUCGUGUUUUCAUGCCCAAACGUUGUUGACCGGUCACGAGUUAACUCGUGCUUUCAUGCUCAAACGUUGUUGACCGAUCACGAGUUAAUUCGUGUUUGCACUUGCAUUAGAUUGUUUUACCUCCACAUUCAAUUACGAAAUAAUAGCCGGUGACAUGAGAUAGUUUCUGUGUAAAAUUGCCGGUCAACAAUGUGUUAAUAAAAAAAUGAGAUGAUAUUACGCUUUACCAAUGGAAUUAAUAAUUGGAUAAAAACAGGAGAAGAAUCUGAAGAAUUUCAACGUUUGCUCGAUAAUCUAACUCUUCUGACUAGUUUACAACAUGCAAAUUGGCAUAGUUUUACCGGUAAAGAAAGCACGGCUAUUUGCAUAAUAUGUCGCUCCGUUUUAGAUGUUUUCAUAGAAUCUCGUAAGAAAGGCAUGUCAGCAGAUGAUAUAAAAUCUAACGUAAUUACACUUUGUACUCGAAUGAAUAUUGAAACCGAGCGAGUCUGCAAUGGUUCAGUGACUUUAAAUUUGCCAACAAUUUUGUAUAUCAUAGACUCAAAACCGAAUUUAACAGGGUCCACCAUUUGCGGAGUUAUAUUAGAGUCAAAAUCUUGUCCGCUUAUUAAUGAAGAGUUCAAUUGGGCAAUCAAUAUUGAUAGUGGUCCUCCAAAAUUAAUUGAUGUUGAUGAGAGCAACGAGAUUAUAAAUAUAUUGCAAAUAACGGAUAUUCAUUACGAUCCUAACUAUGAACCUUACGGUAACGCGUAUUGUGAUGAACCAGUAUGUUGUCGAAGAGGACAAAAUGAUACAAAUACAAGUAACGAAGUGGCAGGCUACUGGGGGGAUUAUAAUCAAUGCGAUAGCCCGUGGCAUGCCGUUGUUGAUGUUCUAGAACAAAUUAGGGAUACACAUGAGAAUAUUUCUUACGUUUAUUUCACUGGUGAUAUAAUAGAUCAUGGUGUUUGGGAAACCUCUAUCGAUGGAAAUGUCGAAAGUAUUAACAAGAGCUAUUUUCAAAUUUAUGAAACAUUCAAAAAUAUACCUGUAUAUCCUAUUCUGGGUAACCAUGAGCCACAUCCUUUAAAUUUAUUUGCACCUGAUACUAUCAAUGAUAAUGAAAUAAACACACAAUGGCUAUAUAAUAUGAUGGCUCAUUUAUGGAUUAAUUUUGGAUGGUUACCAGAAUCUACUCAUUCUACCAUCCUAAAAGGCGGAUAUUAUACACUUUCACCUAAAAAAGGAUUUAGAAUUAUAGCGCUAAACAGUAAUGUAUGUUAUAGUUACAACUGGUGGUUGUGGUAUCAACCGAAAGAUCCUGAUGGUCAAUUGCAAUGGUUAGCAGAUACGCUUUUGCAGGCCGAAAAAGACGGCGAGUUUGUGCAUAUACUGGCGCAUAUCCCAGCUAAUCAAGAGUGUCAAAUUACAUGGAAAAACGAAUAUCUUAAGAUUGUAGAUAGAUAUGCCCGAAUUAUUAGAGCGCAAUUUAACGGCCAUACACAUAACGAUGAAUUACAGUUGUUUUAUAGUACCAACAAUAGUACAACGAUAAAUAAUGUUGCUUGGAAUGGCGGUAGCGCAACUGCUUUCUCGUAUUUAAAUCCCAACUAUAAGCUAUAUAUUGUUGACAGUAAAAAUUAUGCAGUAAAAGAUAUAGAAAACUGGAUGUACAAUUUAACUUUAGCAAAUGAGAACGCUGCUCAACGGCCAUUAUGGUAUAAGUCAUAUUCAUUUAAAGAGGAAUAUGAUAUUCCUGACUUGUCAUACGAUUCAUUACAUAGUUGGCUAUCUAGAUUAGCACAUGAUGACGAUCUGUUAAGUCGCUACUAUAGGAACUUUUUCAAACAUGCUGAACCAUCACUGCGAAAAGAGUGCAAUAUGAAAUGCAUGAGAGCUUAUAUGUGUCAUAUAAUUACAAGCUUAGGGGAUCAAGCAAAAGAUUGCAAUGAAAAUUUAAUGUCGUUUAAGAAAUAGUGUUAGUAUCUUGGAU
Molecule: messenger RNA, 2010 nt
Organism: Cataglyphis hispanica
Lineage: Eukaryota; Metazoa; Arthropoda; Insecta; Hymenoptera; Formicidae
Product: sphingomyelin phosphodiesterase-like
Exons: 8
Coding region: 249-1994 (581 amino acids)
Biological process (GO): ceramide biosynthetic process; sphingomyelin catabolic process
Cellular component (GO): lysosome
Molecular function (GO): acid sphingomyelin phosphodiesterase activity
Source: RefSeq, a predicted model, not a curated record